Messenger RNA from Bipolaris victoriae FI3, 987 nucleotides. RefSeq lists its product as hypothetical. Bases 1 to 987 code for a protein of 328 amino acids. Lineage: Eukaryota; Fungi; Ascomycota; Dothideomycetes; Pleosporales; Pleosporaceae. The transcript has 4 exons. The record is from RefSeq and is a predicted model, not a curated record.
AUGGCUUUCUCAACUGCGUCUCCAUCAGAUUACCGUUUCGCUCGCAUCACACCCCACGACCAUAGCGCUACGCUUUGGAUAAUUAUUAUUCUAUCACCCAUAUAUGCUACCUUGGUCCUCGGAAUACGUCUAGGAUACACAAAAUGGAGAGCAUAUGGCUUUGAUGAUCUUGUCGUUAUCUUGGCACAUGUUGUGGGGGCUGGAAUGUGGGUAACACUACUGACGUCUAUUGGGCAUGGUCUUGGAAAAUCAUAUGAUAUCCUUGAUGAUGUAGACAUACCACGAUCUGGCAUCAAUCACUGCGUGAGUUCUGUAAGUGUUUUUAAUCCCUUGCUCAAGUAUCCGCUGAUUGAUCAGAUCCCUUGGAUGCAAGCGCUUACUAUCAUUGAUAUUAUCACCGAAUGUUUCACUGUUCUAAUACCACUUCUGGGUCUAUAUCGUAAUAAAAUGCAUGUUGAGGAUAAGGCAAUCGUCAUGGUGGCCUUUUUCACUCGAAUACCAAAUGUCGUUUUUUCUCUUAUCUAUCUGAUUGCAUAUUCAAAAUUCGUCAAUGAGCGCCAGACUGCUAUCCAAAUCGUCCCGACUGUCGUUUGGCAAAGCACUCUUCUAUGUUACAGCCUCAUAUCUGCCACAACACCCACGCUCAAGGGUUUCACCCAAGGAUUCAAAACUACAGGCUUAUCUCUAGAAUAUGCUAGAGAUCUAAUAACAGGGGAACUUAGUGGGGCACGAACAAGCAUCGCGCUGAGACCCUUAACAACGUCAAGGCCAAGCUCAAUUGCUUCAGCCAAUCGAACCAUUUUACAAGCCCACAGUAUAUCGAUACAAGACAAUUCGAAAGAAAAUUCUAAAUCAGCCACUCUAGCAUCAAAGGCGAGAGAUGGGUCACGGUGCUGCCGUGGCGAGAGCUCUUCGAUAGCCAGUCGUGAGUCUCGUCAAGUUAUGAGUAAAAAGGAAUGGAAGGUCCCAGACAUCUAUAGAUUGUGA